This is a messenger RNA of Scophthalmus maximus (turbot), 1601 nucleotides long. RefSeq names its product polyamine-modulated factor 1 (gene pmf1). NCBI's taxonomy places the organism in Eukaryota, Metazoa, Chordata, Actinopteri, Pleuronectiformes, Scophthalmidae. Gene Ontology annotation, cellular component: MIS12/MIND type complex. The record is from RefSeq and is a predicted model, not a curated record. The coding region runs from base 800 to 1504 and encodes 234 amino acids. The transcript has 5 exons. Gene Ontology annotation, biological process: chromosome segregation.
UGAGGUAAGUGGAACAAGAAGGCACAGACGCCUGUGAUCAGACCCAUGUCGGCGGCAGAGACCGACGGACGAGCACCGCAGGGUCAGAGGAGAAGUGACAGCUGGGGGACUCAACGUGCCCACUGGACUCAACUGCGCCUGCGUGAAAUAAGACGCUUUCGUCCUUUCAUGAACACGGCGCUUGGACGUUGUUUCAGCUGUAGAUAAGUGUUUUGGUUUUUAAAAACUGGGUAGCCGAUAUUGCUCCUUGAAAUGUAUUUCUGCUGCAUUGUGAUGUGUGUUAUAAAAAGGCCAUGAUGGGAGAAAUUAAAAAGACAGGAUAGAAAAAUAGGAACAUGAUCAUAGUGUACUGGGCGAUGUAGGAGUUAAUUAACACCAGCAGGUGGCAGCAAAACCGAAAAAAAUACACCUGGUCCGGACAGUUACGUCACUGCGGAAGUGCCUGAAACCUGUAUUUUCACCAGCAGAGGGCGACUCCCCUGGCUGUAAAAAAAUAAGUUUCUAUAGAAGUCUAUGAUAAAAUGAUUCUCACUUGAUUUAAAAUUUGUAAACAUUUCCCCGAGAAGUUUAAGGCUAUUUAACACAAGCAGGGUUAGGAAAUGGGGUUUUAUUUUUAUUUUUUAAAAUUCCAUUUCAACAAUCAGAAUUUAGACGAUACAGUUGCAGGACUCUUUACACUUCCGACACGGUAGGUGGCGGUAUACACUCCGCCCGCAAGAAGCGGCAGAAAGAAGCGGAAGAAGAAGAAGAAGACGAUUUGGCGGGUACUGUAAAAACGUAAACAGAGGAAGCUAGAAACAUGGAGGAGGGCAAAGGAGUAACAGACAAACAGACGGUACACGACACAUGUGCGUCUGAAAACCGGACGAGUGAAGCCGCAGGAUCGGUAUCGUCCUCGCAGGUGUCUAACCCCGGACCGUCCGAGGAGUCAGCAGCUCGGUUCAACAGGCUGAAGCUGUUCGACAAGGUGAUGCAGAAGAGUCUGGACAAGUUCAUCGACCAUGCCAGGUACCGCGAGUCCCUCCAGCAUCUCAUUUUCAACAGAUUCUCCAGCGUGUUCCGUCCGCUGUACAAGAAGAACCCUCAGAGGAUGGAGAACAUUCACAAGCAGUUCAUAGAGGAGUUGCAGAGGGCUAUACAGGACGACAUCAGCAGAUUGAUUGAAGAAGGGCGGUUAGAAGUCAAACUGAAUGAGCUAGACAAACUGGAGCGUGCUGCGAAGAACAAUCCAGAGCCUGCAUGGCGGCCCAGUGGGGUUCCUGAGCAGGACUUUUGCAGUUUCUUGAUGCCCUACUAUAUAAAGCAGGAGGCUUACAUGCGACUGGAGCUGAAGAAGAUCCAAGUAGAGAAUGCUGCACUUGCACAAAAGGUCCAGGCAGGGAGAGAGAGCAUUGCUCAGGCCGAAAACCGUAUUUCAGCAGCAGUUGAUGAGUGGAAGGCAUCAGUCACAGAAUUUGACAGGCUGGCGUCUUGUCUCUGUCCUGCCGAUGUCUUUGACGUGUGACCUUCAGAUCAUUUGACCAAUCAACUAACUUAACUGUACUUAUUGAUUUUGUUCACUUUGCCUGUUCUGUCUUAAAAUAAACGUGAAAUCUUGGGAA